Messenger RNA from Prunus armeniaca (apricot), 759 nucleotides. The record is from the annotation of a GenBank genome assembly. NCBI's taxonomy places the organism in Eukaryota, Viridiplantae, Streptophyta, Magnoliopsida, Rosales, Rosaceae.
AUGAGUGAUGCUGAGAUGUUAGGGAUGUUCUUGAACAUCUUAGGACAGGGUUCUGCAAAUAGGCAAGCGCAGGAUCGUUUUCAACAUUCUGAUGGUGUUCAUGUCCAAGCCAUAGUAUCUCCUUCUAAUCAAAUACCAUUUAUUGGUAGAAAAGGGAUACCUACCCAAAAUGUGAUGGCUGCAUGCAAUUUUGACAUGCAAUUUAUAUUUGCAUGUGCCGGAUGGGAAGGCAUAGCCCAUGACACAAGGAUAUUUCUAUCGGCUUUACGUGAUCAAAGUUUGAAUUUUCCUAAACCUCCAUAUGGAAAAUAUUAUCUAGUAGAUGCGGGAUACCCACAAAUGAGAGGCUACUUAGGACCAUAUAAAGGUGAAAGAUAUCAUCUUCCUGAUUUUCGUAGGGGUGUUCAACCGAUGGGUCAUAAAGAGGUAUUCAAUCAUGCACGCUCAUCCCUUAGAAGUGUUAUUGAACGCACUUUUGGAGUAUGGAAAAAGAGAUGGAGUAUUUUACGAGACAUGCCUAGUUAUCCUUUUGCAAAACAAGUCAAAAUCGUUAUUGCAACCAUGGUACUUCAUAACUAUAUAAGAAGACAUGCCAAACGUGACUGUCAUUUUGAUGAAAUUGAAGAUGACCUAAAUGGUAUUCAAGGUGAAGAGAUUGAGAUAGAGGUUGAUGCACAACAAGAAGAUGGUCCUGCAACACAAGAAAUGGAGGCAUUGAGAAAUCAUAUAGCUGCAAGUUUAAUGAGUUCAUCUACUUAG